Phanerochaete carnosa HHB-10118-sp is the source of this 1701-nucleotide messenger RNA. RefSeq lists its product as uncharacterized. NCBI's taxonomy places the organism in Eukaryota, Fungi, Basidiomycota, Agaricomycetes, Polyporales, Phanerochaetaceae. The record is from RefSeq and is a predicted model, not a curated record. Gene Ontology annotation, molecular function: oxidoreductase activity, acting on NAD(P)H. The transcript is spliced from 3 exons. The coding region runs from base 12 to 1151 and encodes 379 amino acids.
CGCUGGAACACAUGGCCACUCAUCGGGCAGUCGCUAUUACCACCGUUGGAACUCUGGAGAUUAUAUAUCUUCCGACCCCCUCACCGGGACCUGAUGAAGUCCUUGUGCAUGUUCACUACGCUGUAGUCAAGUCAACUGAUGGGUAUCAGUUGGACAAGGGUUAUGCGCUUUCUGCGCAUGACUUCCCUCGUGUCAUUGGCUUUGCAAGUGCAGGCUUCGUGAAGGCGGUCGGCGCAAACGUGAAAGACCUCAAAGAGGGCGAUCGAGUUGCGACGUACAACAUACCCGAGAGCAAGAACAAGGCCGCUCAAGAGUAUACUGUUGUGCCGAGGUUCUUCGUAGCAAAGGUCCCCGAAUCAGUUCCCCUGCACGAAGCGGCAUCCAUCCCUGACAAUUACAUCACUGCUAUGUAUGCCGUCUUCGGUGGUCCAGGGCUAGCGCUUCCCGUCCCCUCCUUCCUCGUAUCUCCGUCUGCUGUGCCUAACCGGCCUGCUAUAGACCUCUCCGCACCUGUGCUCGUCUACGGCGCAGGUUCCUCCUCCGGCCAAUUUUUCGUCCAAGCUUUGCGUAUCGCCGGCUUCACUGACAUCUUCGCAGUCGCAUCCGGUCACCACCACGAGUUCCUCCGCUCGCUCGGCGCAACACAGUGCUUCGACUACCGUUCCCCCGACGUCGAGUCUCAGAUCCGCUCGGCUGUGGCUAGCACUACGCACGGCCGUCUCUCGGUCGCCUUGGAUCCCAUCGCUACCCGCCGGAGCCUGUCGCUCCUGAGCGAGGUGCUCGCAUCGCCUGCUACGCUGCCCCGUGCGCGCCUGGCCGUUCUCUUACCCUUCAAGGACGGCGACGCGGUCACGAACGAGCCUGAUAGCGCGAUACACCUGACUGCCCCGCCUUGGCUCGAAGAAGUAUUCUCAGGCAAGAACGUCGAGGUCAUUCCGAUUGCAACCUUCCGGGUCGGCGAAGACGCAUUCUCUCGCGAGAACAUAUUGUCUGUGAUACUUCCGCGUCUCCUGGAGAGGGGAAUGAUUCGUGCAAACCCUGUGCGGCUGAUAAGGGAGGGCAGUUUGUUAGAGAGGGUGAACGCAGGGCUGGAUCUGUUUAGGAAUAACAAGGUUAGCGGCGAGAAGGUUGUAGUUGACAUGCAUGUAUAGGUUCACUAUUACAUGGAGACUGCGGCGACAAGAAUAGGAUACAUAAUUUAACUACGAUGUACCCCUGACAUGCAAAGCCCACAUUUCAGCUGAAAUCCCUGGUCCUUAUCAUCAGCUCAUAGCAAACUGAUAUUUACUGUAUUUAACGAUUACAAGAGUAAGAACAGCAUGGUGACCCGAUCAACAUACGCUGGUUCCUCGGAAGAACGAAGACUGCAGCUACAGUGUUAGGGAGAGGAAGGCGCAAAUGGUAUACGAAAGGUGAAGCCAUCUGGUGCGGACAACGGAAGUGGGUUGUAUUCCUGGUCUUGUUCUUUGCCGCCUGAGGAGUGUGAAUAUACCUGCAAAGCCAGUUGCAGACAGCGCUCGAUGGCAUGUCUGCGGACAUCAGUUUGUCCAUAAGACUCGUGCAAAGCCGCCUUUGCUUUUUCAAGCACUUCCUCGGAAGUUGCGCCAAGGAUGCUGCGUAUUUGCUCCGGCUUGUACAUUCUCGCGAGUGUAACACCCUCGAGAGCGAGGACAUGAUAGCAGGCGUCUGCCGUUGCGAAGA